AUGAAGAACGUUUACUGGCUUAGUCUGAAACUUGUCAAGUUUGCAACUCUUGGCUGCCUAUGGAUUUCUGUGGUCCAGUGUACAGUUUUAAACAGCUGUUUAAAGUCAUGUGUAACUAACCUGGGCAGACAGCUUGAUGUCGGCACACCUCACAAUCUGAGUGAACCAUGCAUCCAAGGAUGUCAUUUCUGGAAUUCAGCAGAUCAGGAAAACUGUGCCUUAAAGUGUAAUGAAACCUAUGCUGCAGUUUAUGAGCGAGAAUCCUGUGAAGUUGGCUGCAGCAGUGGGGAAGGCGCGUAUGAAGAGGAAGUGCUAGAAAAUGCAGACCUCCCUACUGCACCCUUUGCUUCUUCCAUUGGAAGCCACGGUAUGACAUUACGAUGGAAAUCGGCCAACAUCUCUGGAGUAAAAUACAUCAUUCAGUGGAAAUACACACAACUUCCUGGAAGCUGGACUUACACUGAGGCCGUGUCCAAGCUCUCCUACGUGGUAGAGCCCCUGCAUCCCUUCACUGAAUAUGUUUUUCGAGUGGUUUGGAUCUUCACAGCCCAGCUGCACCUGUAUUCCCCUCCAAGUCCCAGUUAUAGGACUCAUCCUUAUGGAGUUCCUGAAACUGCUCCUUUCAUUAGGAAUAUUGAAAGCUCAAGUCCCGACACGGUGGAAGUCAGUUGGGCUCCACCUCAAUUCCCAGGUGGACAUAUUUUGGGCUACAACUUAAGGCUGAUCAGCAAAAAUCAGAAAUUAGAUUCAGGGACACAGGGAACCAGUUUCCAGUUUUACUCCACUCUACCGAAUACCACCUACAGGUUUUCUAUUGCAGCAGUAAAUGAAGUUGGUGAGGGGCCGGAAGCAGAAUCUAGUAUUACCACUUCAUCUCCAGCAGUUCAAGAAGAGGAACAGUGGCUCUUUUUAUCCAGGAAAACUUCUCUAAGAAAGAGAUCUUUAAAACAUUUAGUAGAUGAAGCACAUUGCCUUCAGUCAGAUGCCACACACCAUAAUAUUACAGGAAUAUCAGUUCAUGUCCACCAGCAAGUUGUUUAUUUCUCUGAAGGAACUCUCAUAUGGGUGAAGGACGCUGCCAACAUGUCUGAUGUGUCUGGCCUGAGAAUUUUUUACAGAGGUUCAGGAUUAAUUUCUUCCAUCUCCCUAGACUGGCUUUAUCAGAAAAUGUAUUUCAUCAUGGAUGAACUGGUAUGUGUCUGUGAUUUAGAGAACUGCUCAAACAUUGAGACAAUUACACCUCCCUCAAACAUUGCACCUCAAAAAAUUGUGGCUGAUUCAUACAAUGGGUAUGUCUUUUAUCUCCUGAGAGACGGCAUUUAUAGAGUCGACCUUCCUGUGCCGUCCGGUGGGGGCUCAGAAGCUAUGCAUAUUGUGCAGAGUGGCACUUUAAAGGACUUUGCAAUCAAGCCCCAGUCCAAGCGAAUCAUUUACUUCAAUGACACCGCCCAAGUCUUCAUGUCAACCUUUCUGGACGGCUCUGCAUCCCACAUCGUCCUACCUCAUGUCCCCUUUACUAAUGUGAAGAGCUUCGCUUGUGAAAACAAUGACUUCCUGGUCACAGAUGGCAAGGCCGUUUUCCAACAGGAUUCGCUGUCUUUUAAUGAAUUCAUCGUGGGAUGUGACCUGAGUCACAUAGAAGAAUUUGGCUUUGGCAACUUGGUCAUCUUUGGCUCAUACACCCAGCCACACCCGCUGCCAGGCCGCCCGCAGCAGGUGUCCGUGCUGUUCGGCUCCCAGCAGGCCCUGGUUCAGUGGAAGCCCCCCACGCUCGCCAUCGGAGCCAGUCCUUCUGCCUGGCAGGACUGGACUUAUGAGGUGAAAGUAUCAACUCAAGACCUUCCUGAAACCACUCACGUGUUCUCUAAUAUAAGUGGGACCAUCCUUAAUGUACAUGACCUUCAGAGUGCUACAAAAUAUGAGGUUUCUGUGAGAGCAAGUUCUCCCAAGGGGCCAGGCCCUUGGUCAGAGCCCUCAGUGGGAACUACUCUGGUACCAGCUGCAGAACCACCAUUUAUCAUGGCUGUGAAAGAAGAUGGACUUUGGAGUAAGCCAUUAAAUAGCUUUGGCCCGGGAGAAUUCCUAUCCUCUGAUAUAGCAAAUGUGUCAGACAUGGAUUGGUAUAACAACAGCCUCUACUACAGCGACAUGAAAGGUGAUGUUUAUGUAUGGCUGCUGAAUGGGACAGACAUCUCAGAGAAUUAUCACAUACCCAGCAUUGCAGGAGCAGGGGCUUUAGCUUUUGAGUGGCUGGGUCACUUUCUCUACUGGGCUGGAAAGACCUAUGUGAUUCAAAGGCAGUCUGUGUUGACAGGACACACAGACAUUGUGACUUACGUGAAGUUGCUGGUAAAUGAUAUGGUGGUGGACUCAGUUGGUGGAUAUCUCUAUUGGACCACAUUAUAUACAGUUGAAAGUACCAGGCUAAAUGGAGAAAGUCCACUUGUAUUACAGGCACAGCCUUGGUUUUCUGGGAAAAAGGUAAUUGCUCUAACUUUAGACCUUGGUAAUGGGUUCCUAUAUUGGUUGGUUCAAGACAGUCAGUGUAUUCACCUGUAUACAGCUGUUCUUCGGGGUCAGAGUGCCGGGGACACCACCAUCACAGAAUUCGCAGCCUGGAGCACCUCCGACAUUUCUCAGAACGCACUGAUGUUCUACAGUGGUCGGCUUUUCUGGAUCAACGGCUUUCGGAUUAUCACAGCUCAGGAAAUCAGUCAGAGGACCAGCGUCUCCAUUUUGGAACCAGCCAAAUUUAAUCAGUUCACAAUUGUUCAGACAUCCCUCAAGCCUCUGCCAGGGAACUUCUCCUUUACCCCUAAGGUUAUCCCAGAUGCCAUUCCAGAGUCUUCGUUUAUGAUUGAAGGAAAUGCUUCGAGAUUUCACAUCCUCUGGAAUGCUCCCCCAGCAGUGGAUUGGGGCAUCAUUUUCUACAGUGUGGAAUUUAGUGCUCAUUCUAAGUUCCUGGCUAGUGAACAACAGUCUAAACCUGUAUUUACUGUGGAAGGGCUGGAGCCCUAUGCCUUAUUUAAUCUUUCUGUCACUCCUUAUACCUACUGGGGAAAGGGUCCCAAAACAUCUCUAUCACUCCGAACUCCCGAAUCAGUUCCAUCAGCACCAGAGAAUCCCAGAAUAUUUAUAUUACCAAGUGAAAAACACUGUAACAAGAAUGAAGUUGUGGUGGAAUUUAGGUGGAAUAAGCCUCAGCAUGAAAACGGCGUGUUAACAAGAUUUGAAAUUUUCUACCAAAUAUCCAACCAAAACGACACAAACAAAACAUUGGAAGACUGGAUUGCUGUCAAUGUCACUCCCUCAGUGAUGUCUUUUCAGCUGGGGGUCAUGAGUCCUGGGUACAGCGUGGCCUUCCAGGUUCGAGUCUUCACAUCCAAAGGACCUGGACCAUUUUCUGACAUAGUAAAGUCCAAAACAUCAGAAAUUAACCCAUUUCCAUACCUCAUAACUCUUGUUGACAACAAGAUAACUUUAUUAGAUAUGGAUCGAAAUCAGGUCGCAUGGACAUUUUCAGCAGAAGGGGAUGUUGGUGCCAUGGGCUACACAGCUGAUGAUGCAGUGGGGUACUAUGCUCAGGGAGACUCCCUCUUCCUCCUCAAAAUGGACAACCGGUCCAGCACUAAGAUUUUCAGAGAUGCACUGGUUUUUGAUAUCACAAUUAUUACAAUUGACUGGAUUUCAAGGCACCUCUACUUUGUGCUGAAAGAGUCACAAAACAGAAUGCAAAUAUUUGAUAUGGAUCUUGAAAACAAGGUGAAAUAUCCCAGGAAGCUGAAAGCUUGCAACAGAAAUUCAACAAUAGCUUCUUUUUCUGUGUAUCCUUUUUUAAGUCGCCUAUAUUGGACAGAAGUUUUUGGUUCUGGAUCUCAGAUGUUCUACUACAGUAUUAUCAACCAGACUGUGCAUGGAAUUCUGCAAGCCCCAGUCACAAACCAUCCAAACGGGAGCCAAUGUUCUUGCAAUGUGACUGAAUCUGAGUUGAGUGGAGCAAUGACUAUUGACACCUCUGACCUAAAGAAACCACAGAUAUACUUUGUCAAAGGUCAAGAGAUCUGGGCCACAGAUCUAGAAGCAUGUCAGUGUCAGCAAAUUAUCAUCCUGCCUGCUCUUCUUGGAAAAAUGCUUGUUAGCUUGACUGUGGAUGGAGAAUUUCUUUAUUGGAUCUCCAAAGUAGAGGACAGCACACAGAUUUAUCAAGCAAAGAAAAGCAAUGGGGCCAUCCUCUCCCAGGGGGAAGCCCCAAGGAGUAAGCAUAUUUUGGUUUACAGUUCAGUUCUACAGCCUUUUCCAGAUAGAGCAUUUCUGUCUCUAGCUUCUGAUAUUGCAGAGCCAACUAUACUUAACACCACUAACACCAGCCUCGCAAUCAGAUUACCACCCACUCGGACAAAACUUACAUGGGACGGCAUCACCAGUCCCACUCCCACAUACCUGGUUUAUUACAAAGAAGUAAUUGACAUGAAGAACAGCUCUGAACUGAGAGAUAAAAUGCUGGAAUUUCAGGGGAGUAUCGCCCUUAUUGAAGGUUUACAACCAUUUUCAACAUAUAUGAUACAGAUAGCUGUAAAGAAUUAUUAUUCAGAUCCUUUGGAACAAAUACCUCUGGGAAAAGAGAUAUGGGGAAAAACUAAAAGUGGAGUACCAGAGGCGGUUUGGCUCAUUAACACAACCGUGGAGUCAGACACCAGCCUCGUUAUAUCCUGGACGGAAUCUCACAAGCCAAAUGGACCGAGAGAGUCCGUCCGCUAUCAGGUGGCAAUCUCUCAUCUGGCUCCCAUUCCAGAGAUUCCACUAAGGCAAAGUGAAUAUCCAGAUGGGAGUCUCUCUCUCCUCGUUACUAGACUGUCUGGUGGAAAAGUCUAUGUGUUAAAGGUUCUGGCCUGCCAUGCCGAGGAAAUGUGGUGUGCAGAGAGUCACCCUGUCACUGUGGAAACAUUUGACUCGCCAGAGAAACCUUAUGGCUUUCUUCCAGAGAACACUAGUUUGCAGUUACAUUGGAAUGCUCCUUCAAAUGUUCACCUCAUCAGAUUUUGGUGUGAACUCCAAAAGUGGAAGCACAAUGAGUUUUACCAUGUUAAAGCUUUGUGCAGCCAAGGUCCUGCUUAUGUCUGUAUCAUCACAGACCUACAGCCUUAUGCUUCCUAUAAUGUCCGAGUAGUGGUGGUGUAUUGGACAGGGGCAAACAGUACCUCUCUUCCGGGAAGUUUUAAGACUAAAGCUGGAGUCCCAAGUAAACCAGGCAUUCCAAAAUUAUUAGAAGGGAGUAAAAAUUCAAUACAGUGGGAAAAAGCUGAUGAUAAUGGAAGCAGACUUAUGUACUAUAUCCUUGAGAUCAGAAAGAGCACUUCAAAUGAUUCAUGGAACCAGAAUUUAACAUGGAAGAUGGCAUUUAAUGACUCAUGCAGUAGCAUUUGCACAUGGAAGUCCAAAAACCUGAAAGGAACAUUUCAGUUCAGAGUAGUAGCUGUAAAUAAUCUGGGGUUUGGUGAAUAUAGUGGAAUCAGUGAUGAUAUUAUAUUAGUUGGAGAUGGUUUUUGGAGACCAGAAACAAGCUUUAUACUUACUAUUAUAAUUGGAAUAUUUCUGGUUAUUACAAUCCCAUUAGUCUUUGUCUGGCAUAGAUUAAAGAAUCAAAACACUCCCAAGAAAGGGCUGACGGUUCUCGUAAAUGAAGACAAAGAAUUGGCUGAACUUCGAAGUCUGGCCACUGGAGUAGGGCUGGCAAACGCCUGCUAUGCGAUACAUACUCUUCCGACCCAAGAGGAGAUUGAAAGUCUUCCUGCCUUCCCUCGGGAAAAACUGACUCUGCGUCUCUUGCUGGGAAGCGGGGCCUUUGGAGAAGUGUAUGAAGGGACAGCGGUUGACAUCUUAGGAGUUGCAAGUGGAGAAACCAAAGUAGCUGUGAAGACUUUGAAGAAGGGCUCCACAGACCAGGAGAAGAUUGAAUUCCUGAAGGAGGCACAUCUGAUGAGCAAGUUUAAUCAUCCCAACAUUCUGAAGCAGCUUGGAGUUUGUCUGCUGAACGAACCCCAGUACAUUAUCCUGGAACUGAUGGAGGGAGGAGACCUUCUUACCUAUUUGCGUAAAGCCCGGAUGACGCCGUUUCAUGGUCCUUUACUCACCCUGGUUGACCUCGUGGACCUAUGUGUAGAUAUUUCAAAAGGCUGCGUCUACUUGGAGCAGAUGCACUUCAUUCAUAGGGAUCUGGCAGCUCGGAAUUGCCUUGUCUCCAUGAAAGACUAUACCAGUCCAUCACGGAUAGUGAAAAUUGGGGACUUUGGACUUGCGAGGGAUAUCUAUAAAAACGAUUACUAUAGGAAGAGAGGAGAAGGUCUGCUCCCUGUUCGGUGGAUGGCUCCAGAAAGUUUGAUGGAUGGAAUCUUCACUACUCAGUCUGAUGUAUGGUCUUUUGGAAUUCUGAUUUGGGAAAUUUUAACUCUUGGUCAUCAGCCUUACCCAGCUCAUUCCAACCUUGAUGUUUUAAACUAUGUGCAAACAGGAGGGAGACUGGAGCCACCAAGAAAUUGUCCUGAUGAUCUGUGGAAUUUAAUGACCCAGUGCUGGGCUCAAGAACCUGACCAAAGACCUACCUUCCAUAAAAUUCAAGAACAGCUUCAGUUAUUCAGAAAUUUUUCCUUAAAUAGCAUUUCUCAAUGCAGAGGAGAAGCACACCCCAGUGGAGUCAUAAAUGAAGGCUUUGAAGAUGAAGAUGGCCAUCCAAUUUGUUUGAAUUCAGAUGACGUUACGUCAGUUGCUUUAAUGGAAACCAAGAACCAAGAAGGGUUACACUACAUGGUACUUGCUACAGAAUGCAGACAAGGUAAAGCCAAUUCUGAGGGUCCUCUAGGCUCUAAGGAAUCUGAAUCUUGUGGUCUGAGGAAAGAAGAGAAGGAACCACACGCAGACAAAGCUAUCUGCCAAGAAAAACAAGUGGCUUACUGCCCUCCUGGCAAGCCUGAAGGCCUGAACUAUGCCUGCCUCACUCACAGUGGGUAUGGAGAUGGGUUUGAUUAA
Molecule: messenger RNA, 7023 nt
Organism: Rangifer tarandus platyrhynchus (Svalbard reindeer)
Lineage: Eukaryota; Metazoa; Chordata; Mammalia; Artiodactyla; Cervidae
Source: the annotation of a GenBank genome assembly